Messenger RNA from Glycine soja, 897 nucleotides. RefSeq lists its product as uncharacterized. The coding region runs from base 53 to 742 and encodes 229 amino acids. The transcript has 7 exons. Lineage: Eukaryota; Viridiplantae; Streptophyta; Magnoliopsida; Fabales; Fabaceae. The record is from RefSeq and is a predicted model, not a curated record.
UACGUUAUCGGCAAUACAUGAACGCCGCGAAAGAGUAUGAUGUUGUGUGGACAUGGCGUCACUAGGCACCCCAGCGCAUGUUAGCAGUAACAAGAAGCCCUUGCAUCGUUGGAGUUGGAAGGCGAAGCGUGUGAGGUGCGCAGUGUCACCCCCCACAUGGCGUGAAGGGCGGCGCACGGUGUCGUUGUCUCUUGUUCUCUCCCACUUGCUUCUCAUUCCUAACCGUGAUACUGCCCUAGCAAGUCCUUUCGAUAAGUAUGUUAAGAGAAAAAAGCUUGAUCCUCUGGAGGUUUAUAUACCAGCUGUCAUACUUACAGAGUUUCAGAUCAAGGACUUAGAAAAAACAUUAGAGGAUGAGGAACCCCAAUUUGCCCUCUGCCGGUCUCUACUUCGUUCUGGGCCUGCAGCAUCACUUCGUGUAAAUAUUAGAGCAGUGGCACAGUAUGCAUCUGACAGUGGCAAUGGUAAAACGGCAUUCAAUGAUGUUGAUGAAUGUCUGAGGUCGCUGGAAGAACUUGAUUCCUUGCUUCUUCAUGCAUCAAGAAAUGAUCCUGAAGCCUCAGUCAAAUCAAUGAAGGCAAAAAUCAAUUCUGCCCUUGGCGCUCUGGACAGCCUCUUACAAACCGUACCUUCUGAUGUGCUGAGUAAAGGAAAGGUUAUAGCUGAUUCAUACAGGGAACCGGAAGACGAGGAAACAGGGAGUUUGGACCCUGAUUUAAAGCAACUAGAAUCAAUACUAUGAAUACCUAAACAUACUUGCUCGCUUUUGAGUAGCCAGCAUAGUUAAGACUACGGAACCUAUGUUCCCAAGGCAGAACCUUAAAACACAAAUAGCAUUGUGUAUCGAAAUAAAAAAAAUAUAAAAAAUUGUACGAGUCUGUUACGUUUUUUUCAUAA